Molecule: messenger RNA, 1584 nt
Organism: Branchiostoma floridae (Florida lancelet)
Lineage: Eukaryota; Metazoa; Chordata; Leptocardii; Amphioxiformes; Branchiostomatidae
Product: probable tRNA (uracil-O(2)-)-methyltransferase
Biological process (GO): tRNA methylation
Molecular function (GO): tRNA (uridine) methyltransferase activity
Source: RefSeq, a predicted model, not a curated record
UUAUAGCGUUUUGUUGCCAUGGUUGUAAAGGUCAAAGGUGGCAAAGAUGGCGUCAUCUCGCCGGAUGUGAAAGUUCGUCUGCAGCGAGAGUUCAGAAUUUACUGGUAUUUCGGCAGAUUUAAAGUGAUUUCCGGUUCCACCUUGGCCUUGAGGCCACAACUUGACCGUUGGGCGCGUGGGUGUCGACAUGCUGGCGUGUGACCUUCCCGAGGCAGGGGUCAGGCGGGUCAGUGCCCUCCCGACCGCUGCGGAACCAGCCGGGUUCUGGAGCGGCGUGGCCGUGUGGGUGGACAAACCGCACGUGGUGAACCGCAGGCUGACCGGCGCAAAGGAAGUGGCCAGGAUUUGGACCAAUCACAGAGUCAUCAGCACCAUGCUGCAGCAGCCUAGGGUCUUUGCUGGGUUAUCUGAAGAAAGCCUGCAGAAAAGACUGGCAGAUAUGAAGAUGGAGGGAAGAAAUGAAGCGGAAGGAGAUGAUUUAGAACUAAUCAUAAGGGACUUGUUACCACGGCAACUGGAAAGGGCCAAGGUUGUCAGGGAAGUCGUUGUUUUGGAUCACCCCCGCAUCACGGCGUGGUUCAUUCCCCUGGGCAGCAGUUGCCAUGGCGACACAGAAAGUGAGCAGAGCUACAAGUCCUACAGAUUUGUCUACUCUGAAGAUCAAACAGGGAAAACUAUUGCACUAGACAUCCUGAGUCCACCAGGGGUCGCUGCUGCACACAGUCCUGACAGGAACUGCAGUACAGGGGGCGCUGCUGUACACAGUCCUGACAGGAACUGCAGUACAGGGGGCGCUGCUGUGCACACUGCUGAAGAUGACAGGAAGUGCAGCCCAGGGGGCGCUGCUGUACACAGUGCUGAAGAUGAUGGCAUCUGCAGUCCAACUACAAAAUGGCUGUGCGACCAUCUGCUCCCCAAGAUAGCCAAGUGGUCGGCUGAUGUUGCUCCUGGCGGCCGGAGGCGGGUGCAGGCCCUGGUGCCCAUCGACAGGUACAACAUCAGGUACCAGCAGCUGAAGAGGAAGUACGGCAGGAGGAUGAUGCAGGUCUGGCCGGACGUCACCACCACAGAUCCAGAGAAGUUUGUGUACGAGGAUAUCGCCAUAGCAACGUAUCUCCUGCUGUUGUGGGAGGAAGAGAGAAGCCGACUGAGGCUUGAGGAGAAGCAGUCGUUUGUAGACCUGGGCUGCGGCAACGGACUUCUGGUGUACAUCCUGGCUCAGGAGGGGCAUCCUGGAAAGGGGAUUGAUGUGAGGAAACGCACCACGUGGGACAUCUUCGGACAGGGCACAGUUUUACAGGAAGAGCCAAUCACGCCAUCUGACAGCUGCCUGUUCCCGGACUCUGAUUGGCUAAUUGGUAACCAUAGUGAUGAGCUGACUCCAUGGAUACCCGUCAUAGCUGCCAGGUCCUCCUACACCGCCCGGUACUUUGUUCUGCCCUGCUGCCCGCAUGACUUCCACGGCAGGUUUGCGCGCACACACACGGCCACCAGCCACUACAGGAACUACCUGGACUAUGUGUGCUCCAUCGGGCAGGCCUGCGGGUUCACUGUGGAGGAGGACAGCCUCAGGAUCCCAUCCAC